This is a messenger RNA of Capsella rubella, 1256 nucleotides long. RefSeq names its product nitrile-specifier protein 5. Gene Ontology annotation, cellular component: nucleus; cytosol. The transcript is spliced from 2 exons. The record is from RefSeq and is a predicted model, not a curated record. Gene Ontology annotation, biological process: nitrile biosynthetic process. Lineage: Eukaryota; Viridiplantae; Streptophyta; Magnoliopsida; Brassicales; Brassicaceae. Gene Ontology annotation, molecular function: enzyme regulator activity; protein binding. Bases 79 to 1068 code for a protein of 329 amino acids.
CCUCACACACACACACAAACACGAAAACUAAUUGGUCCUAACGAGUCACUUCAGUGGUUAUUGCAACAGAGAGCAACGAUGGCAACGACUCCUACGCAAGGCAAAUGGGUUCAGCUUAAUCAGAAAGGAACCGGACCAGGAGCAAGAAGCUCUCAUGCCAUUGCACUUGUGGGAAACAAAGUGUAUGCCUUUGGUGGUGAGUUCCAACCGCGUGUUCCCGUUGACAACCAUCUCUACGCUUUCGACCUCGAGACUGAGACAUGGUCGAUCCAGGAAGCUACUGGGGACGCUCCUCCUCCUAGAGUAGGCGUAGCCAUGGCUGCAGUUGGGCCCAUCAUCUAUUUCUUUGGUGGCCGGGACGCAACUCACCAGGAGCUUAACCAACUCUACUGUUUCAACACGUCCACCAACCAGUGGAAACUACUCUCUUCAGGGGAAACCGGUCCGCAAAACAGAAGCUACCACUCGAUUACUGCGGAUUCUCAGAACGUGUAUGUGUUUGGUGGGUGCGGAGUCGAAGGACGUCUCAACGAUCUUUGGGCUUACAACGUUGUUGAUCAGAAAUGGAUCAAGUUCCCGUCUCCAGGAGAAGCCUGUAGAGGAAGAGGCGGUCCAGGGCUGGCUGUGGUUCAAGGAAAGAUCUGGGUGGUAUACGGAUUCGCAGGAGAAGAAGCGGAUGAUGUUCACUGUUUCGACAUAGCCAAAGGAGAGUGGAAAGAAGUUGAGACAAAAGGCGAAAAACCGUCACCAAGAAGUGUGUUUUCAACUGCGGUCGUUGGGAAACAGAUACUGAUAUCUGGAGGGGAGAUCGAUCCGAGCGACUUGGGGCAUAUGGGAGCAGGGUGUUUCACUGCUGACGCUUACGGGCUUGAUACGGAGACGUUGGAAUGGAGGAAAUGGGAUGAUGGAGUUGGAUCAGAGACAGAGGAGCAUCCGGGACCUAGAGGAUGGUGCGCGUUUGCAGCUGGAUCACGGGAUGGUAAGGAAGGCCUAUUGGUUUAUGGUGGGAACUCGCCGAGCAAUGACAGGCUUGAUGAUAUCUUCUUCUUCACUCCUACAGUCAAGUGAUUUUGGUAAACUAAGUAUGGGGUUUGGUUUUCUUUCUGGUGAGAGAGGCUGUGUGAAGUUCCCUUUUUAUUUAUUUGGCAUUUGGAUUUGGAUGAACUUUGUGUGCAUUGUUUUACAUACGUUUCUGUAUUUAAAUAAACGAAUUUUUCAUUGAACAAUAAUAACGAACGAGCCAUCUUUUAGGAUUU